ACGGAACUCGAGCGCCGGGAGCCUUGGUAACGCGCGGCACAUUUGCUUGUGAGCAGCGCGUGGGGCGGAGGCGAAGAGAGAGGCGUCGAGGAUGAAGAUCGAGGAGGUGAAGAGCACCUCGAAGACGCAGCGCAUCGCCGCCCACAGCCAUGUCAAGGGCCUGGGCCUGGACGAGGGCGGCGCGGCCAAGGCAGCGGCGGCGGGGCUGGUCGGGCAGGAGAACGCCAGGGAGGCAUGCGGUGUUAUUGUGGAAUUGAUCAAAAGCAAGAAGAUGGCCGGCAGAGCUGUGCUAUUAGCAGGACCUCCUGGAACUGGCAAAACUGCUUUGGCACUAGCUAUUGCACAGGAAUUGGGUAGCAAAGUUCCUUUUUGCCCCAUGGUUGGAAGUGAGGUAUAUUCUACUGAGAUAAAGAAAACAGAAGUUUUGAUGGAAAAUUUCAGAAGAGCAAUUGGAUUGAGGAUUAAAGAAACAAAAGAAGUUUAUGAAGGUGAAGUCACAGAAUUAACACCAUGUGAGACUGAGAACCCCAUGGGGGGAUAUGGCAAAACCAUUAGUCAUGUCAUUAUUGGGCUUAAAACUGCAAAAGGAACCAAGCAGUUGAAGUUGGACCCCAGCAUCUUUGAAAGUCUGCAGAAGGAAAGAGUAGAAGCUGGCGAUGUGAUUUACAUUGAAGCAAACAGUGGAGCUGUCAAGAGGCAAGGCAGGUGUGACACCUAUGCAACAGAAUUUGACCUUGAAGCGGAAGAAUAUGUACCUUUGCCAAAGGGAGAUGUGCACAAGAAGAAAGAAAUUAUCCAGGAUGUCACCCUGCAUGACCUGGAUGUCGCCAAUGCCCGGCCCCAGGGUGGGCAGGAUAUACUCUCCAUGAUGGGACAGCUGAUGAAGCCUAAAAAGACUGAAAUCACAGACAAACUUCGAGGGGAGAUCAACAAAGUGGUGAAUAAAUACAUUGACCAAGGCAUUGCGGAGUUAGUCCCUGGAGUGCUCUUCGUGGACGAGGUUCACAUGCUGGAUAUUGAGUGCUUUACGUAUUUGCACCGAGCGCUGGAAUCGUCUAUUGCGCCGAUUGUCAUCUUUGCUUCUAACCGAGGGAAUUGUGUAAUCAGAGGCACAGAAGAUAUAAUCUCCCCUCAUGGGAUACCACUGGAUCUUCUGGACAGAGUGAUGAUAAUUAGGACUAUGUUAUAUACACCACAGGAAAUGAAGCAGAUCAUAAAACUUCGAGCUCAAACAGAGAGUAUUAAUAUUAGUGAAGAGGCACUGAAUCAUCUUGGAGAAAUUGGCACCAAAACAACAUUAAGGUAUGCUGUGCAGUUACUCACCCCAGCAAAUCUUCUAGCAAAGAUAAAUGGGAAAGACAGCAUAGAGAAGGAACAUGUCGAAGAAAUAAAUGAACUCUUCUAUGAUGCCAAAUCCUCAGCAAAAAUCCUGGCUGAUCAGCAGGAGAAAUAUAUGAAGUGAAGAUGUUUUUUCAUCUUUGUAGUCUUCAGAUCUUCAUAUUAACUCAAAACCAGUGACUGGAAGAAAACAGCCAAGAGAAAUGUUACCUUUCAUUGAACCUGAGAAGCUCCUAAAUAACAAAAUAGUAUUUUCUGGCAAGAUGUAGAAUCUUUUGUCUUCUCUUUUACUCAGAUUGAGAGCUAAUGCUCUUGUAGCAUCCUAGUGUUUGCAAUCUUGGGUGUCUCUAUGGAUACAUUCAUAAAGGUUUAAUGGCUAAACUACUCAAAAUAAGCAGGUAAUGAUCUGUGCUCUUUGAAUUUUAUAUUAAAAGUAAUUGGAAAGCUG
Molecule: messenger RNA, 1786 nt
Organism: Anolis sagrei ordinatus
Lineage: Eukaryota; Metazoa; Chordata; Lepidosauria; Squamata; Anolidae
Gene: RUVBL1
Product: RuvB like AAA ATPase 1
Biological process (GO): box C/D snoRNP assembly; regulation of transcription by RNA polymerase II; chromatin remodeling
Cellular component (GO): Swr1 complex; R2TP complex; Ino80 complex
Molecular function (GO): ATP binding; ATP hydrolysis activity; DNA helicase activity
Source: RefSeq, a predicted model, not a curated record